This is a messenger RNA of Lachancea sp. 'fantastica', 834 nucleotides long. Lineage: Eukaryota; Fungi; Ascomycota; Saccharomycetes; Saccharomycetales; Saccharomycetaceae. The record is from the annotation of a GenBank genome assembly.
AUGCAAUUCUUCAAAGCCGCCUCAGCACUCGCUUUCCUAUCUUCCCUUGUCCAAGCGGACUCCGAUGUCAGAUACAUCACAUCCAAUGGUGUAGUGUACAGCUUUGCAGUUGUCACUAGUACUAUCAGACCUGCAACCACUUAUUUGAGUACUUUGUACUAUACAACUACAGAGGUGGUUCCAGUGACGUUAGCUAACGAGGUUAUCACAUCCUCCACCAAAGCGGUCACGAAAACAUCUACAAUGUCAGUCACCAGUUCGGCAACCGUGGCGCCGGCAAGCACUCAAGGCAGCUCCAUCUCUAGUCCUGGUUCCAGUUCCAGUUCCAUUUUCAGUUCCAGCUCCAGUUCCAGCUCCAGCUCCAGUUCCAGCUCCAGCUCCAAUUCUGGUUCUAGUUCUAGUUCCAGUUCUUCUACAAGUCCAAGUUCUAGUUCUAGUUCGAGUUCAAGUUCCUCCUCGAGCACAGGUUUCAGCUCCAGCUCCAGCUCCAGCUCCAGUUCUUCUGGUGCGACCAGUACUCUAAGUCCCUCUUCAAGUUCUGCUGAGAGCUCUAGCUCCUCGCAGCUGCCAAGUCGCACUUCUAGCUCCGGCCCAACCACUCUUUCCAAGUCGACUGUCACGUCGUCACCAAGUGCUUCCUCAACCUUUUCUUCCACGCUAUCGUUGAGCGAAGAGGCCUACAGCACUCAAUUUGAUGAAGAUGGAUCGUGCACAGUAUACUACGACGACAGCGAUUAUUACACCACAAUAUAUUUGACAGACCCUAGCCAGUCUGUGGAUGCGUUUACCACGUACACCAGUACCAGCACCGUAUACCAAACCGUUUCACUAUGA